This is a messenger RNA of Laccaria bicolor S238N-H82, 2904 nucleotides long. RefSeq names its product gamma-tubulin complex, DGRIP91/SPC98 component protein. The record is from RefSeq and is a predicted model, not a curated record. Gene Ontology annotation, biological process: meiotic cell cycle; mitotic cell cycle; microtubule nucleation. The coding region runs from base 1 to 2904 and encodes 967 amino acids. The transcript is spliced from 10 exons. NCBI's taxonomy places the organism in Eukaryota, Fungi, Basidiomycota, Agaricomycetes, Agaricales, Hydnangiaceae. Gene Ontology annotation, molecular function: gamma-tubulin binding; microtubule minus-end binding. Gene Ontology annotation, cellular component: equatorial microtubule organizing center; centrosome; spindle pole.
AUGACGACGAUAUGGCGGGACUACAGUUUUCAAGAAUUCGACGACGAACCGGCACCAAUGCCAGGACUCCCAGAUAUUCUUCCCCGGUUCUUCGUUCCACCUUUGGAAGACAAACCACAGAACCCCAUAAUGGAUACCCUGAAACUAGCCAGAAUCAAUCAGUCUUUGCCCAAGCGACCUAGAGAUACUCCUCGUGUGCCACACGAGCUUGCCAUUCUCGUCGCUGACGCCUCUGAGAGCGACAACCAUGCUGAUGAUUUGGAUAAACUGUGGAUGAGUGCGCUGUCGCGUAAACUGGGCGUGAGGAAUGGAACCCUGUCAUGGGACCGGCUGCGUCCAACUCAUUCAUCGAAGGCUAGUUCAACUGCCUUCUUGUCAGAACAAGCUAGCCUCGUGUUCGCUUCUGCACGGCACUACGUUCAACCGCGUUUCUCUGAUCCCAAUAUUAUCGUGUCGUAUGUCACACAAGAGGGGCUGUUGGUCUCACUCAAAAUGAUCAUCCUCGGAACCUCAUCGACUUUGCAUACAUGGUGCCCCUCUUCUGAGAGGUUCGUUCAAGUGGGCUGUCAGGAGGGCCAGCGUGGAUAUCUAUCGGUUGAUGGAAAAGAUGAAGUGGUUAGCGGCAGUGUCAUAUCUCGCUUUCUGACGAUAGGUACUCUUAUGCGACGUCUAGAGGAAUUUUUGAAAGGCAUACGGAAGAGAUCAGCUAAGGAAGGACCAACGAUACAUGCUUUCGCUCAUUCAUUAGCGACCACACUUACAUACCUACGAGAGGAGUUUGCCAAACUCCCGCCUAUACAAGAGGCAGUAGAGAGGACGGCGUUGUGUGCUCUUUGGAUGCAAUAUAACAUCUAUGAAGAAAUUCUGGUUGCUCUGUCCGACCUGUAUGGACGAAGCGAGGGACACUCACCGCGAGACUACCCGAAAUUUGACUCUUCUCCUGUUCCCCUUCUGUCUCGCGUAUACGAGCAUCUCAGUAUGCACCUGGAACGCCAGUCACCGCGCCGAAUUUCGGCACUAUUCGCCUACAUCUUGACUAGUGCAUCCCAGGAAUAUUUGCAGCAAGUUGGGCGAUCAGUUGGGUUCGGAGGCCGACCACUGCGAAAAUCAUCUCAUGUGGUUGGAGAGAAACAUAAUCAAUACGAAAUUGAUGAUGACGGAGAUGAGGAUGAAGAAGAGGAAGAUAUUUUCGAAGCCCUGGAACAGAUUGAGGACACUUUCCCGAAUUUCUUCCCUUCAAAGCUGCUCGAUGUGUUACCAGCCGCCCAGAAGUCUCUCGUUCUUCUGCGGAUUGCGCACCCAGACCACCCGCUACUCACGCUUCCGCCCUCCCGAAGUCUAAUUAAAUGGUUCUGGUCAGCUACAGACAUCCAAACUGUUUGGGAUGGCUCAACACCACUCCCAAUCGUGGACCAACCCGUUAGUGAAUUGUCCCCAAUCCAUCCUUCCAAGACGUACGAUCCAGAAUUAUCACAAUUCAGCAUCUUCGACUUGGAGCCUGGCUCAAUGAUCAGCUCCUCGUCAUUCACUCUCAGGGACACAUCAAUUCGCACUUUACGAUCCUUCAUUGACUCCUUCCCCGAUGUUCUUCCCCCAAUAACACCCACCCUCCCCCACCUCACUUCCCUUGUCUUUGGUGACCUCGUCAAACACGCAUCAACGCUUUCAUCUGCCCUCCUCUCCCUGUUCAUUACAUCCACUGGGAAUCUCAACUUCCAGUCCCACCUCGUCCUUCUACGCUCGUACUUACUCCUUACUGCACCCUCAUUCAAAUCCCGGCUUCUUGCAGCCCUCUUCUCCGACACUGGGGAGUACGAGAUCGACACGGGGCCACAUAGCAUGUCGAUACGCUCGCUGAGGCGACGCCCGAACAGUAAAAAAGCGGGAACAACACCUCAGCAGCCUUGGGCCGUGGGUUUGUCUCCAAGUUUGUUGGAACGUGAGACUUGGCCGCCCGUUGGUGCUGAUUUGAGCUUUUUUUUGAGGACGGUGAUUGUGGAUUCGUUUGAGAGGGAGGGGGAGGACUUUGGUAUUGGUGGGAAGGCACAGGUUAUCGAGGAGGCUGGGUGGAGGUUGGGCUUUGCUAUCCGGGAUUUACCCGUUGGACCUGGAAGGGAUAAGUGGCUGAACCCAUUGACUAUGGAAGCCCUCGAUUUCCUCUAUAUGGAUUACAAACCCCCACGUCCUAUGGAAAUCUUGAUAUCCCCAGAGAUACUCUCAAAGUACCAAAGAUUGUUUGCUUUCAUCCUGCGUCUGUUAAGAGUGGAAAGCGCCCUCAAGUGUCUUUUCAGAAUGGGCAGGUCAACGACCAACCCGUUCUUUCAGACUCUCACGGCAUCAAGAAAGCUUCUUCUACAUUUCAGAUUUGUUGCCCAGUCUUUUGUUUCAAGCUUGGAGAGCUAUGUGUUUGAUAUCGCAAUACGGGGCAACUUCGAUCCUUUCGUUGCUCGUUUAACUCCUGAAACACUGGUUUCAGCUACCAGCGCAGGCAAGAACAAUGGGUUCUCGGACGUCUUCGAGCUUGCUCGUGGUCACUCUGUGCUACUGGACGAUAUUCUAAGUGCUUGUUUGCUCCGGUCAGGGCAGAGAGGGGUCGGUGAUCUCUUACGCAACUCCCUUGAACUUGUCUUGGAGUUUUGUGUUGCCUGCGGGGAAUUGCAUCGAGGACGAUUGGAGGAAUACCAAGCUGCAGGGCUGAUUGAGGAUAUAUUCCGCAAGUUUCGCACAAAAAUGACGACUUUGACUAAGGUUCUGAAAGGCUUGGUGGACAAAGGUCCUUCGUCUUCCAGAUCACUAGUUGAUGUGUCAGGAGGCGGUGAACGGAGGCCUUUGGGCGGAAUCGAUGCCUUGUACCACCUACUCCUCUGUCUGGAUCUCAACGAUUGGUGGUCCAAAGCAAGCUGA